Molecule: messenger RNA, 2769 nt
Organism: Prorocentrum cordatum
Lineage: Eukaryota; Dinophyceae; Prorocentrales; Prorocentraceae
Source: the annotation of a GenBank genome assembly
AUGGCCGGCACGGGACCGCCCUGCCGGGGCGCCCCGCCUCUGGGGCGGCGCCCCCGCGACAAGGACCCGGGCGGGCACUGGCGGGAGCUGGCCGAGCUGCUCGAGGCCGUCGUCAGGCCCCUGCUGCUGGAGCAUGAGCAGCGCCUCUCCAGGUCCAUGUCGGCCAUGUUCGACAACUUCCGCGCGGCUCCGAACUUGCCAGUCGGCCUGGACGUAUCCGCCGACGGGUGCCCAGAAGAGCGCCUGAGCAGGCGGCGAUCGCCAGACCGCUGCGUGCAGAUGCCAGACCCGAGCUCCGGGUUGGUGCCAGAAAGGCCGCAGCGCCAGAUCUCGCAGUCGUCCAAGUCCAGUAGGUCGAAGUCACCCGGCCGCCGCAGGGGCAAGCCGCCAGGAGUCAAGUUCCUCGAGGACGCCCGCAGAGAGGAGAUCCUGUCCUGCCUGGCCACUCAGGGCAGGCUCGAGCAUGCGCCCGCGUUGGACGGCGACCGUGCCGACGAGCGCCCCGAGCACUCGACCAGCCUAGCGCUCAGCAUGCUGUUCGAGCGCCAGGUAUCCGCGCCAGCGGACUACUGCAGGCAGCUGGACGGCUUCGAGCGCCAGCUCUCGGGUAAGCUGCCUGGGGUGAAGUCCCUCGCAGACGCCCGCGGGAUGGAGAUCCUGUCCGGCAUGGCCACACAGGGCAGGCGGGCCGGGGCAGCGGGCUGGAGCCGCGCGCGGGCGCUCCUGGGCGGCAGCGGCCUGCCCUGCGACCCGCCCCGGCGGGCGGCCUUCGCCCCCGCGGCGGGCGCCCGGCAGCAAGGGCUGCGCUGGGGGCGCCAGGCAGUGGGCUGCGGGGGCGCCGCUGCAGCUGCAGGGGCCCCUGGGCCGAGGGAGUUCCUGGACCUCUGCGGGCCCGAGCCCGCGGCGGGGCCCUGCGCCGCCGGCCUGCCGCGGGGGCCCUGGCCGCCGCCGCGGGCGGAGGCCGUGGCCGCGGCCCGGCCGGGCGCCGCCGGCGAGCGCGAGGCGGCGGCGCCCGCGGGCGACGGCGGCGCUGGCGGCGCGGCCCCCGCGGCGACGGCGGCGGCUUCGGUGCCACCGCCCGCGGCCGACGGCGGCGACGGCAGGAGCCAGCCAGCUCCCGGGGCCGACGCCGGCCGCCGCAUCCACAUGCGCCUGGCCGGCGAUGGCACGGAAGGCGGAAGGAGGCUCGGGAUCGAGGCGCUCGAUGUGACGGCUGGGGCCGAGAGGGGCCUCAUUGUCUCGGCCAUCCUCGAGGGCGGGCUCGUCGCUGCGUGGAAUGCGCGGCGGACCGAGGGGCGCCUUGGCGUCGGGGACAGGAUCGUCGAGGUCAACAGCCGGACGGAGGCCCCGGGCGCCGCGGCGGCCAGCGGGCUCAACGGCCUCCCGCCGUGCGCGGGGGAGCUGCCCGAGGAGCCCCGCGAGCGGGAGGGCACCGAGCACGGCGGCGAGCCCGCGCGGGAGGAAACCAAGUCCAGCAGCGGCAACAGGCGCUGGCAAAGCGAGCGGCGUUGGCAAAGCGAGCCGCUGCGGAGAUUGAAGGCUGAGGUCGACCCCGGCAGGGUUGCGGCGCGGCGCCACAGCGCGACCGGUAGGGUGCAGACGGUGCGGCAACAACGCGUUGAUGGGCUGGUGGAGGAAAUCUGGCAGAACCAGGAGAGGGCGACGCCUUCGGCACCACGACCUCCAGCCUGUCCUCGCUGGAGGCGGAGGGCGGCGUGUGCGCACCCCUGUGGCUCCGCGUCUGCGGCACCCUCCCGUGGGGCCACGGCUCGGCCCUGCGCGCCUGCUACCCCUCCCUCGUGCUCGGGUCGAUGGCUUUGCUCUUCCUCUGUCAUCGUCUGCUUCCUCGCGUUCGCAGCAGCCUACGUCCCGGCCGGGUCGUGCGAGCGCCAGGUGUGUCUGGGCUACAUCCAGAUCGCCGACCUGGCUCUGGCGGUGGGCAGCCUGUCUGGGCUGGUCUUGAUUAGGCCCCUGGCGUCUCUGGGCAUCCUGGGCAGCUCGGAGUCCAUUCUCGUCGCCUACGCCCGCCGCCAGGACAUCACCGCGGCCUGGUCGGCCGCCAUGCGGGGCCACAACGUGCGGCUAGUUUUGCUGUGGACGUGCAGCGUGGCGAUGCGCUGUGCCCCGCUGCUGAAAGGGCACCCUCCUUCGCCCCUGGACGCCGCCAGGGCAGGAAGCUUCGCCGUGGUGAGCCUGGUCUUCCUGGGCAUCGUGGACGGCAUCCUCCACGUGAGCUGCGCCCUCACCAUGGUCAUCGACUCGUACGUCAAGCACUUCGACGGCGCGCACUUCAGGCUGGCCACGAGCGUGCACGAGUGGAACCUGUUGCAGGCCGUGCUUCGCAAGGUGUCGGGGGCGGCCGAGAAGGGCUUCUUGGCGGUGCAGAGCACCGCAGUCGCGCUGGGCACGGGCGUGAUCCUGGCAGGGCGAGGCCAUUUGACGUCAGGAAAUUUGUCAAGCAACUUGGGGGACCUGACGCCGCUGUUCUCUGCCGCAUUGCUGGUCGUUGGCGUCAUGUUCAUCUUCUUCAAAGCUGCGGAGGUCUCAGAGAGGUGCAUGCGAAUGCCCUCAGUGAUCAACUCGUUGACCUUCGGAGAGUGCGUCGACAGUCGGAGACACUACCUGGUGCAAUUCAUGACCUACAGCGCCGCAGGGUUCUACGUAGGCGAAGUCCGUCUUACAGCCGCGAUCGCGCUGAAGUUAACGUACUUAUGUUGCAUCCUCGCGUUCGCCGGUCUAAGCCAGCUAUACGCCGAGGACGCCCCAUAG